Messenger RNA from Nezara viridula (southern green stink bug), 900 nucleotides. Lineage: Eukaryota; Metazoa; Arthropoda; Insecta; Hemiptera; Pentatomidae. The record is from the annotation of a GenBank genome assembly.
CAAGUAUUUAUAUCAAGCGUUUAGAACAACAGAUAUUCAGUAACCAUGGAUGUUCUCUUCUUCUUACUUGCCAUCGUCGGUUGUGUUUUGGCUAGACCUUCCAGUGAAAAUGUGAAGUCAGUUGAAGUUACUCUCUACUAUGAGGCAUUAUGCCCGGAUUGUCAAGAUUUCAUUCCAAACCAGUUGCUUCCAGCUUAUACUGACACCAAAUUUGAUUUUGCUUCUCUAAUUUCAAAACUCACAUUGGUUCCUUAUGGUUGGGUAAAUGUUAUAAAUGCGACAAGCCAUGAUUACCAAUGCCAGCAUGGUCAAUCCGAAUGUGAGGGAAACAGGCUACAUUCGUGUGCCACCAAGUAUAUCCCCGACGUACUAACUACAUUGAAUUACAUCUCAUGCUUAGAAAAACAGGCGAUCAUGGCUUACAAACUUAGUAGAUCUUCUAAAUAUCCCAUUGAUAAGUGCCAAAAUAAACUCCCAGCUGGUCUCUACCCAAAAAUAAUCAAUUGUUAUAAAUCAGAUGAAGGAUGGGAAUUAUUCGAGAAAAAUGGAAAGAAAACAGUUGCAUUUUUUCCAUAUGGUGGCUUCGUUCCUUAUGUCUCCUUCAAUAAUGGACAUGAUGACGAUCUGGCUCAAGACGCAGUGGACAACUUCAAGAAGACACUUUGCGAAAUUACUGGUGUUGUUGACGAAGCGUGUUCUUCAUAAAAUCAGUACAUACUCAAUCUUGUUUGAUACGUAAACAUAUGUUCAAAACUUUAGGUAAUAUUGUAUUUAAUACAAUGUAUUACAACCAAUAUUAAGAUAAUCCUUGAGAUGUAGAGAAAUAUAUUUACAUUAAAGUUAGAAUUUAAAUGGACUAGUAAAUAUCAGACAGAAAAUAUAUCAUAAAUGAGAGAAUAA